AUUGCUUCCCGGUCCUCGCUUUGACCAAAUAUUUCCACAUUCUCUCAGUUUCCCAACAUUAACCACUCUGUCUCUAAAGCACCUCGUCUUUGGUUGCAAUGAUGAUGGUUGUGUUGAUCCUUUUUCCACAUUCAACAUGUUGACUACUUUGAUCAUUGACAAAUGUGUACUUGUUGACAAUGCACAAAACCUUCGCAUUUCAAGUACCAAGCUUGUCAAUUUAACUAUAUGUGUGUAUGAUUUCUUGUCUGGUUGCAAUCCUAGAACUGCCGAUUUCGAAAUCUAUUUUGGAAUCGAGUUAUAUGCUCCAACACUUCAUACCUUUGAUUUUACCGGUGGUCAUUAUAUUCCAAAACUUUUUGGGAGCAAGACCGCUCUCUCUUCUAUCAAACAUGUGAAUAUAAAUUUAAAGCAAACUAUGGAGGAUAGCUUUUGGGAGAACCCAUCAAUUCUAUUCAACUGGUUGGUUAAUCUUGUUAAUAUCGAAUCAUUGACCAUCACUAAACCUGCUCUUCAGGUUCUUUCCUACGCUCAUGAGGAUUUAUUGAAGGUUGACUUCCCUUCCUUGUGUAACUUGAAGUCACUGAAAUUUAAUCAGAUCAUACGUCCUCCAUUGGUGACUGUCAUUGACUUUUUGCUUCAAAACUCACCUUCUGCAAAGGUUGACUUCAGCUCGUCGUCUCUUUGGACAAGAUGGUGAAGGAUACCGAAGUUUUUCAAAGUAUGGAUGCAUUAUUACAAGAACACUUUUGCUUAUUUCUCUACUUGCUAGACUUAUUUAUGGGUGUCUUAUGAUCCACGUAACCGACCCGACUUAGAGGGAUAUGUGGUUUGGUUGUUUUUAGUUGACUUGCUAGACUUUUUUAUUUUCUUGCAUUUUACUAUAUUAUUAUUUUUAGUUGUCUCGAGAAUUUUUCCUUUAAUUAUAGUUUUAGGCAUCAUCGACGACAUUAGUGUAUUUUAGAUGAGGGAGAACGGUGGAUGAAUGAUCAAAGUAAAUUAUUUAGAUGAAAGAGAAUUAUUGGCUAA
Molecule: messenger RNA, 1029 nt
Organism: Medicago truncatula (barrel medic)
Lineage: Eukaryota; Viridiplantae; Streptophyta; Magnoliopsida; Fabales; Fabaceae
Exons: 3
Coding region: 137-700 (187 amino acids)
Source: RefSeq, a predicted model, not a curated record